AUGGCCUUCAAGUUUCCCGACUAUCCCGAAGGGGUGCACCUGCCUCCGGAAUAUACACCGGCAAGCCUGCCUCCGUGCGAAUGCGACGAUUGCAAGCAGAGCUUCCUCACAGCACAACAGCAGCAGUGUUAUGCCCAGUUCCGCUACCGAGAAUGGCCCUCUCACGCUGCCGACCUCGUUCGCGUUUCAUCUCACUUCGUUCGACAAGCGUCUGAGGCCAAAGACCACGUCGCCGAGCGGCUGAGCUUACACGCCGAUCUGCUGAUGAAUCGCUGGCGCAAACGAAGCCAGGAGAAACGGCGUCAACUGCUGCACGAUGUCGCACCAGAACUCGAAGAAAAGCAAUGGAUCGUUCCUCGGCACGUUUACGAGGUCGGAUGGAACCAGAAGCCCAAUGAUCGUACACCGGAAAGACGACGGCAUCUUUUGCUCCCUUGGCUCAGCGUCGAGGGUCUUACGACCAACCCGACUUUGCUGUUUGCGCUGCUUUACUAUAGAAGUCGAUAUCCUCUAUAUGACUGGGCCGCAUAUGACAGCCGCCAAUUGGAACUCAGUUGGCAGUCGGGACAUUUCGACCUCUGUCACGCAGCCAGUUGCGUGGUCAUGUAUGGACCCCGAUAUGGCGCCAUUGUCGACUGGGACGAAAAACAAGCGCAUACCGGUCAUAUCAUCGGCUUCCCCCGCGCCCGGCUUGUGCUCGAGGCGCAAGCGCUGUUAUUUACCGUUCUCUCCAAGAUUGUGGACGCAAUUUUGCUGGGAGUUGACGAUUCCACCACCACACCGAGAACGGAGAAGUGGAGGUUACAAACAACGAUGGGGUUCAGAUCGGCUGAAGAGAUUGAACGAUGGUCGCCAUACACAUUCUCCCCCUUCUCGGAACCGCCGCGACUCGACGUGGACUACUUGGUGUCGCUCGCAAAGACGCGGCGGGAAGAGGCGUUCGACCAUCUUACGGACCUCCAAUGCGACCCCAUGUACUUGAGGCGAUAUAUCAAGCCGAUCCUUGACAAAAAGCUACUCGACUCGGAGAAGGGGGAGAGAGUCUCAGAACUCGCAAUGGACAUUUUAGACGAUGUUACGGAUUACUUGAUGUGGCUCUGGACCGAACAAGAAUGCCUCAAAGUGCGAGCUCUUCAUAAGAGGUUCAGCGACAGCGUCUACCCCGGCCGUCCAAUGCCGCCCAAGUAUGACCAGGCCCUAGGAUCACUCGAGGGGCUGCUUUCCAUUUGGAUGAAUCAGUUUGGAGGUAUCGAUCGGAAGCUUCGAUGUGCGCCUGGGUUCCUCCAUUAUUCCAAGCGCGUGCGGGUGGACUAUCACGGUUCAUCGGCAAUUGGCGUCAAGCGAGUGCGGGACGUGAACACCAAGGAAUCCUUAGAAGGCGACCGACCGACUUGA
Colletotrichum karsti is the source of this 1395-nucleotide messenger RNA. RefSeq lists its product as uncharacterized. The record is from RefSeq and is a predicted model, not a curated record. The coding region runs from base 1 to 1395 and encodes 464 amino acids. The transcript has a single exon. Lineage: Eukaryota; Fungi; Ascomycota; Sordariomycetes; Glomerellales; Glomerellaceae.